AUGACGGGAGCGCUGUGGCGAGGUGUGCUUCUGCUUGUCUCGAACCUGGAACGUUCCCUUGAAUUCUACACCCAAGGCCUGGGUCUUCGGGUUGCGCAGCGUACAGAGCAGUGGGCUGCGCUUGACGCACCGAACGGGUUGCUAGAGUUGCACGAGACGGAUACGCUCGCGUGUAGUCUCACAGGGUACUCGCCGCUUCUGCGGUUUCAGGUCCACGAUUUGGAUCAAACAGUUCGUGAGUGCCUUGCACAAGGUGCCGUUAUGGAUGGUCCAGUACGACGGACAGUUUACGGUGCAACCGCGGUGACGUUGCGGGCCCCUGACGGUCAUAUGCUAGCGCUCUACAAUCUGGAAACUGGACCUGCACAAAAGAGUGUCCCGGCAGAUACGGUGAAAGAGCUCAUGGCUGCGGCUGCUGCGAAACGACGUGCUCCGGAAUGA
Messenger RNA from Cyanidioschyzon merolae strain 10D, 441 nucleotides. RefSeq lists its product as hypothetical. Lineage: Eukaryota; Rhodophyta; Bangiophyceae; Cyanidiales; Cyanidiaceae. The record is from RefSeq and is a predicted model, not a curated record. The coding region runs from base 1 to 441 and encodes 146 amino acids. The transcript has a single exon.